AUGCUCUCCGUCCCGAGGGUGAAGACAUUGAUUCUGGCUGCCCAGGAGUCGCAGCUGCCGAACCCCUUCAAGAAGAUUGGCCAGUUCAACGCAUUCUUGCACACGGCUGUCACCGCGGAGCGCAUCGAGUGGGCCGUGGAACUACUCUUGGACCUCUACAACAGCGGGGGCAUCAACAUCGAGGACAUGGGCACCCGCGCCCUCGAGGGCAAGUCAGCGGGGAGCAGUUCCGGCGGCAAGGGCUUGAUCGACCUUCUCGUCUACAAGCAAUGGCUCCUGAGCUACAUGGUCGGCGAGUGGCUCGACGGGAUUGCCCUCGACUCCAACGCCAAGGCCGCCAUCCGGGACACCUGCAAGAGCAUUGCGCACUUCCGCUCGAAGGCGGGGUACGCCUACAAUCCGAACAUGAAGAAGCCCUCUUUCGCGCGGCGAGCUGGGUGGAGCCAGGCCGCGGAGAAGACGUUCGAGCUGAUCGAGGGCGCCAUCUUCGGGUACGAGUUCGACAGGGGCAUCAAGUCUGCCGCCCUCAAGCGGUGCGACCCCAAGUCGUGCAUGGAGCAGGGCGACCUGGCCGAGGCGGCGAGCACAAUCAACGAGAUGCUCGGCACGGAGGAGCGCACCCGGAAGGCGGCAGAAGAUCAUCAGAAGGAGGUCAGCGACGAUCCCGAGGACGAGGAACCAUGCCUGACGUUGGAAGAGAUGCCGGAGAUCAAGAAGCUCGUCAAGAAGACCGAGGCUGAUGAGGCCAAGGCCAAGCGCGUCUCCUACUUCCAGGCGAAGGCGUCCACGCUGGUUCACACGCACGUGGAGUUGGUCUCGGAAGUGGAGCCCGAUGACGUCAUCAUCCAGCGCUUCAAGGACAGCGCCGCCUACAGGACCACCGGCUCCAAGGACAAGAGGAACUAUCGCGGCUUCUUCUACAACCCGAACCACUGCGGGGAGUCCAGCUCGAAACCGCACGCGCGCCCUCCUUCGCUACGGGGAAACGGCGAACACCUGAGGAAGUUGUUGUCGCUGGCGUUGAGGGCCACCGAUUUCCAGAUGGGUGAUCGGGACUUGUACUUCAUCUUCGACGCCG
Molecule: messenger RNA, 1078 nt
Organism: Prorocentrum cordatum
Lineage: Eukaryota; Dinophyceae; Prorocentrales; Prorocentraceae
Source: the annotation of a GenBank genome assembly